Messenger RNA from Macrosiphum euphorbiae (potato aphid), 2061 nucleotides. NCBI's taxonomy places the organism in Eukaryota, Metazoa, Arthropoda, Insecta, Hemiptera, Aphididae. The record is from the annotation of a GenBank genome assembly.
AUGGAUUAUUCUGAUCCAGAUGACCCUAAAGACCGAUGUAGUACACCAAAAAAAAAACGAGCAAUGAGAAAUGAACUCUCAAAAGAAGAAUGUCAUAGAGAAUACAGAAAAAAACAAUUUCAACAACAGUGGUUAUCAGAUGAGAAAUAUAAAUUAUGGUUAAGAGAAGUAAAAUCUGAACCAACCAAAUGCAAGUGUAUUGCAUGUAAUGUUGAAAUCAUGUGUGGCAAAAGCGAGAUUGAGAAACAUGCAAACAGUAUUAAACAUUCAACAAAUGUCAAAAGUUUACGUGGAUCAAAAUCCCUGUUAUCGUCAUUCACUAAAAGUAAGGAAAAUGAAAUUUUAGAAAAUAAUAUUAAAAUCUCUGAAAUCAAAUUAGCAGCAUUUUUAGCAGAACACAAUGUUGCUCUACACACCAUUGACCAUCUAACUCCUUUACUAAAAGAGAUUUUCCACGAUUCAAAAAUUUGUAAAGGUGUAAAUCUUCAUCGUACCAAAGUAACUAGUGUCAUUAAAAAUAUUAUUGCACCAGUUGAAAUUUAUGAAACAGUUGAGAUAAUAAAAAACAAUCCAUUCUCUGUAUUGGUUGAUGAGAGUACAGACUUGACAUGCCAAACAUUUUUAUGUUUAUUGGUUAGAUUUGUACAUCCUAACAGUGGUAUGGUACACACAAAACUUUUGGAACUUGUACCAGUCAAUGCUAUAAAUUGUUCAGCCAAAAGCAUAUAUGGCCAUUUCAAAGAGUGUCUUUUAAAAAAAAAUAUUCCUUUGAACAAUAUCGUCGGAGUAGCUUGUGAUGGUGCUGCGGUAAUGGUUGGAAUACACAAUUAUUUUAUGACUUGCAUGGUAGAAGAUUCACCAAAAGUAAUAAAAAUGCAAUGCUUCUGCCAUUCUUCAGCACUAGUAGCGUCAAAAGCUUGUUUAAAUCUUCCCAGAACGGUUGAACAGUUAAUUCGUUCAAUUUCAUCAUAUGUAUCUGGGAGCGCAAAGCGUUGUGCGCAAUUAGUUGAAAUUCAAGAAUUUUUUGAUAACCAGCGUAAAACAAUUUUGAAGCUUGCCGAAACUCGUUGGUUAGCACUUCACCAAUGUGUAGUCAGGGUAUUAGAAUGUUGGCCAAGUCUCAUUGAGUACUUUAGAAUUGCUCUGUUCGAGGACAAAUUAAAAUCUGCGCAAACAAUAUUAGAUGAGCUUUUAAAUCCAUACACUAAAUGCUAUUUUUUAUUUUUAAAAUAUGCUUUAAAUUAUCUAAAUACAUUCAAUGCUCUUUUUCAAAGUAGAGAAAUUAUGAUUCACAAACUUUUUGACCAGUCAUUAAAUUUAAUGAAAAUUAUAUGUCAAAACUUUGUGAAACCAUCAUUAUUGGAUAAUAUUAGCUGCUUAAAUUUUCACAUUUCAAAUUUAUUGCCUGUCGAAGAAGUAUUCUUAGGUGCUGAAUGUCAAUCACUAUUAAAUUUACAGCCCAUUGAUAAUAUUAAUGUAUUUAAAGAAAAAUGCCAAAAAUUUUAUAUUACAGUAGCAGAAGAAAUUAUAAAACGACUACCUAUUAGUAAUAAUUUGUUUAAAGAAUUCAAAUUUUUAGAUCCUGAAAUUGCAUUAGAUGCAAACAACCGUGCUGGUUUUGAUAAUUUGCCUCUACUUAGCGAGCAAUUUGGUAAUUAUUUUGACAAAUUUGAGCUUAUAAAUGAAUGGAGACAACUUCCCUCCUCAUUGAAUAAUUCUCAAACUAUACAUUUAAAAAACCUUGGUGUGGUUGACAAUGCUCAAAUGUGGAAAGAAAUUUCAGUAUUGAAGAAUUUUGUGAACGAUUCCCCUAAGUUCCCAAAUAUAUGUACAUUAGCAAGAUUAGCAUUAACUUUGCCUCAUUCCAAUGCGGAAGCAGUACGAAUUUUUUCUAUUGUUAACGAUGUGAAGACAAAAAAAAGGAAUCGAAUUGGAAAUGAUACAUUAAAUUCAAUUUCAAUAAUUCGCUCAUCAUUCCAGGAUAAAAAUCAAACUUGUAUGAACUUUAAGGUUAAUAAACACCACAUUGCUCUACAUAACACACACAAUUUAUACUUAUAA